AUGGAGAAUCUCAGCAAGAGACCUUCAAAGGGAAUUCUCAAAACGUCCUCCAGCAUCGAGCGACAGGACUCGAAAUUGACUCGUCAAAAGUAAGACAAGGACAUCAAGUGGGAUGAGAUGAACAUUUUGCAGACUUUACACCCGCCAGAUAAAGACUAUGGGCACAUGAAAAUUGAAGAGCCUAAGACGCCAUACUCGUACUUUACCGACGAUGGUGAAGGAACUUCGGACAAUGAAAAGAUAAAAGAACUUGACCCUGAGAAUCUCGCUGAACUUAUAACAAAGAAAACAAAGGAAGCAUUCUCUUUUGAAGAUGCUGCUGAAAAGAUUUCAGAGGCUGAGGAUGAUGAUAUGGACGAUGAGGACCUUACUGGACUGACAGAAGAAGAAAGGGAGCGCAGAAAGGAUUUUGACUCAAAGCGCAAGAAGCACUACAACGAGUACCAAAUGGUAAAGCUGGCCAGAAAGCUAAUGGAGGAAGAGAUGAACGAGGUGGAACAUGAGCACGAAGAGUCAACCGAUCAACCUGAAGCCUCGACCAGCUCUGCAGCUCGUCCUGACGCGUAA
Molecule: messenger RNA, 567 nt
Organism: Rhagoletis zephyria (snowberry fruit fly)
Lineage: Eukaryota; Metazoa; Arthropoda; Insecta; Diptera; Tephritidae
Source: RefSeq, a predicted model, not a curated record